Stereum hirsutum FP-91666 SS1 is the source of this 894-nucleotide messenger RNA. RefSeq names its product lipid phosphate phosphatase 1. The transcript has 7 exons. Gene Ontology annotation, biological process: phospholipid metabolic process. The coding region runs from base 1 to 894 and encodes 297 amino acids. The record is from RefSeq and is a predicted model, not a curated record. NCBI's taxonomy places the organism in Eukaryota, Fungi, Basidiomycota, Agaricomycetes, Russulales, Stereaceae. Gene Ontology annotation, molecular function: phosphatidate phosphatase activity.
AUGGGCCUUUCGGAUAUCAUAUUUCGAUUCAAGGCGAAGGCUGAAUCAGUUUUCGGAGAAGAUGCAUUCGAUUGGGCGGACCGCUCCUAUAUAAUCGACUGGAUUGUCGUUGGCGUUCUUAUGGUGCUAGCUUCUGCGAUAGAGAGAUUUCAGGUCUAUGAACGAGAUUUCUCCCCGGAUGAUCCUACAAUCAGCCACAAAAAAACUAAACAACAAAUCUCCGGCAGCACGAAUGCCAUGAUCGCUAUAGCUGUACCCCUUGUUGUUGUAGGACUAUCGGGCGUAUUCAGACGAUCUCUCGGCGAAAUACAUCACGGUUUCCUGGCAACAUUUGCUGGCAGGGGACUUUCGGACUUGGUAACGGAAGGCCUGAAGAACAGAGUCGGUCGUCUACGCCCUGACUUCCUCUCACGGUGUAAGUGGGACGCUGUGGCCGCAGCUUGUACUGGGAAACACGACCAGGUAAACGACGGACGGCGAUCCUUUCCCUCUGGACAUUCUUCGACUGCAUGGGUGGGUAUGACCACGGUGUCUUUAUUUCUGGCCGGAAAGACAGCUGCAUGGUGUUUUAAUACACCAGCACCAGCAAGGUCCAUCAUUGGAAGUCGUAUGUCCCGUCUGGUUAUCACUUUCCUACCUCUGUCUUUCGCGAUUUGGGUUGCCGUAUCUCGUGUCGAGGAUUAUAGACAUCACAAGGAAGAUGUCAUCGUCGGCAGCUUUAUUGGGGCUUCAUCCUCGCUGCUCAUAUAUUUAAUGUACUGGCCCAACCCAUUCUCUGCAUCGAGCUUUGCUCCGGGUGUAAUGGGUAGACCGAGAGCGGUGUACGGAACGUACGCUCGCAGUAGAGAGAUCGGUGGAUAUGAGCUUUCGAGUAUGGAGCCGGACUCUGUGUAG